ACACACACAGACAACACGCACACAUUUCGUGUUGGCGGCUCUACAGAACCCGGCAGUCGAUAAAAUAAGUGGGUGGGAAAGUCGUGAAAUGCUCUGUAAAUAAAUACUCAAUUGUCUGUUUAGUUGGCGAAAAUGAAAGGAUAUCUAAUUUUUUCCCUGCUUCUCCUUUCAACUCUCUCGUCCGGAAAGACCGGCUCCAAGAGUGCCCUCAUUGACGACAUCACCGACAUCAAGGACUUCAAGAAGCUUCUUCGGACAAAGAACAAUGUCCUGGUGCUCUUUGUGGGCUCCACGAAGGAGAAUCAAGCAACAAUCCGGGUGUUCCGGGAGACGGCAGAUGUAAUCAAGGGUCAAGGAACUUUGGCGCUUUUCGACUGCUCAAACAGCGAUGUGAAGAAGAUAUGUAAGAAACUCAAAGUCAGUCCCGAACCAUUUGUUAUCAAGCACUUCAAGGAUGGUGACUUCCACAAAGACUACGACCGGAAGGUUGCUGUUAGUAGUUUUGUUAACUUCAUGAGAGAUCCUGCUGGGGAUCUGCCGUGGGAAGAAGAUCCAGUUGGGGCAGAUGUUGUGCAUGUCCCGGAUGCGAAUACUCUGGAAAAAUUCCUGAAGAAAGAAACAAAGCCAAUUCUCGUAAUGUUCUACGCACCCUGGUGUGGCUAUUGCAAAUCUCUCAAGCCAGAAUACUCUGCUGCAGCCACUGAACUCAAGGAUAAGUACAUCCUAGCGGCUAUUGAUGUCAAUCGUCCUGAAAAUUCCGUGAUCCGAAAACUCUACAACAUCACUGGCUUCCCGACACUUCUCUACUACGAGGGCGGAAAGAUGCGUCACACGUUUGAAGGAGAGAACAACAAGGCAGGUCUUAUCUCCUUUAUGGAGAACCCAGCAAAGAAGGCCAUUCAGAAAGCACCUGAACCAGAUUGGGCCAGUGAAACCACAUCUGAUGUUGUUCAUCUCACAGCAACUUCCUUUGAGCCAGCACUCAAGGAUGAAAAAUCCGUGAUGGUGAUGUUCUAUGCUCCCUGGUGUGGGCACUGCAAGCGAAUGAAGCCAGAGUAUGAGAAAGCAGCAUUGGAAAUGCGUGAGGAGGGAAUUCCCGGUGUCCUAGCGGCUGUUGAUGCUACACGUGAGGGAGCUGUUGCACUCAAGUACAGCAUUACGGGGUAUCCUAUGGUUAAGUACUUUGAGUAUGGGGAGUUUAAGUUCGAUCUGAAUGUACGACAAGCCAAGGAGAUUGUUGCCUUCAUGAAAGACCCCAAGGAACCUCCACCACCACCACCUCCAGAAGCUCCCUGGGAGGAUGAGCCGUCUGAGGUGAUUCAUCUCACAGACGAAACUUUCAAGACUGUUCUGAAGAAGAAGAAAAAUGUUUUGGUGAUUUUCUAUGCACCAUGGUGUGGUCACUGUAAAGCUGCCAAGCCGGAAUUUGCCAAAGCUGCCGAGCAUUUCAAGGAUGAUCCUAAAUUUGAGCUUGCUGCGGUGGAUUGCACAAAACACCGGGAAACUUGUUCAGCAUAUGAAGUGCAAGGAUAUCCAACGAUAAAGUACUUUAGCUACCUCAGGACUGUCAAGGAAUAUACCGGAGGCAGGAAAGAGAAGGACUUUGUGGCCUAUUUGAAAGCCGGUGGUGAACUGGAGGAAAAGGAAGAAGCUCCAGAGGAGACAUUUGGGGAGUUUCCAGGAUCAGAGCACAUUAUUCAUGCCAAUGAUAAGACAUUCGAUAAGAUUGUGGAGGAGAACAAAAAGGCAUUUGUUUUCUUUUAUGCGUCUUGGUGUGGACACUGCAAAGUGGUAAAGCCCGUGCUCUCGCAAGUUGCCGAGGACUUCUCCAAGGUGGAAGGAGGUGCAAAAGUAGUGGCAAUUGAUGCUUCUGUGAAUUCCAAUGUUGCCAAGAGAUUCAAAAUUAAUGGAUUCCCUAAAUUCAAGAUGCUCAUUGAUGGGCAGGUUGUGAGUGACUUCACGGGCGAACGCACACGAACAGGCUUCACGGAGUACAUCAAGAGGGAUGGCCAAAGCACAAAGGAAGAGCUUUAAUUUUUUUUUACCACACUUGUUGAUUGCAAAAUCUCACCGCGCGAAAAACAAUCUGGUAGGAUGAUAUUUUCUUUCCUUUUUUCGGUUUAUUUUUUUUUGUAACUUUGGCAUUCCAUGAGGAGGUGUUUUGUCACAAAAGGAAGAUGAAAAAAAAAUUGUAUCGUUGGUGUCUGGAAAAUAUUCUUUGGGUCGACACACAUUUUUUGUAUUUAGAUCUUUUUGACACCACGGAUAAAAAAAAGUAUUUUUUGUAAUAAAGAUGAAUUUUGCAGGAAAA
Lutzomyia longipalpis is the source of this 2311-nucleotide messenger RNA. RefSeq names its product protein disulfide-isomerase A5. Gene Ontology annotation, molecular function: protein disulfide isomerase activity. Gene Ontology annotation, cellular component: endoplasmic reticulum. NCBI's taxonomy places the organism in Eukaryota, Metazoa, Arthropoda, Insecta, Diptera, Psychodidae. The record is from RefSeq and is a predicted model, not a curated record. Gene Ontology annotation, biological process: protein folding. The transcript has 6 exons. The coding region runs from base 133 to 2034 and encodes 633 amino acids.